This is a messenger RNA of Caenorhabditis sp. 36 PRJEB53466, 1242 nucleotides long. The record is from the annotation of a GenBank genome assembly. NCBI's taxonomy places the organism in Eukaryota, Metazoa, Nematoda, Chromadorea, Rhabditida, Rhabditidae.
AUGCUCGACUACAUCUUCAUUCCGCCGAUUCUCUGUCUCCUCUACUUCCUUCUCCGUCGUUUCGUUCUGGAACACUUUCACGUGGAAUCCCAUGGAAAAUAUGUGCUGAUAACCGGUUGCGAUAGCGGUUUUGGACGACUUCUCGCCCUGCGAUUGCUUGACAAACGUGUCAAUGUGUUCGCCGCCUGCUUCACACAACAAGUUGGUUUCUUUGAUUAUUUCGGAGGGUCUAGGAUUCCCAAAACCUGGAACAGGCUCAAGAAUAUCGUUUUAGGGAAUGGAAAGUCUGAAAAAGGAAUGGCGCUCGAAUUUGUCAAGCCAAGGGCAACUGCACACUCUCCAACUGGACGUCACCAAGGAAGAAAGCGUGCAUUCUGCCAAAUUGUUCGUCGAGAAAGUGCUCCGUGAGCAGAAUGCCAAUCUGUGGGGUCUUGUGAACAACGCGGGCAUCUUCUCGAUCCACGGUCCCGACGACUGGUGCUCUGUGGCCGAAUACAGUUCCUCUCUUAACGUGAACACGCUCGGCGCGAUCCGAAUGUGCCAUGCCUUCGUGCCGCUGAUCAAACAGAGCCGCGGACGGAUAGUAACGAUGGGCUCGACGGCCGGACGACUCCACGGACUCUACGUGGCUCCUUACGUGACGGCCAAGUUCGCCGUGGAAGGCUACAUGGACUGCUUGCGGCUGGAAAUGCGACAGUACGGAGUGUCCGUGCACAUUCUCGAGCCGGGGUGCUUCAAGACGGAACUGCUGAACAACGAGGCACAGAAGAUGAGGAUCCAGAAGAUUUGGAACAAUCUUUCGGUGGAGACGAAGGAGGAAUACGGCGAAGAGUACAGAAAGAACUGUGAGUUUGACACCGGAAAACAUUUCCAAUAUUUAUCGUGGAAAGCAGUUGAUAACGCCUGUCAAGUAGCAUUGGCGUUUGAUAUAUUAAAAUUUAGAGGAACAUUGUAGACCUUGGACUUAUAUUUUCAGUCGAGACAGCAUGGGAAAGCGGCGUGAACAUCGUGGCGAAUCCGAACAUCGGCUGGGUCGUCGACUGCUACGCCCACGCACUCUUCUCCUGGUGGCCGCGUCUCCGCUACUGUCCCGGCUGGGAUGCGAUCUUCAUGUUCGUCCCUCUGAGUGUCUUCCCGACCGCCCUCCAAGACUGGAUCCUCGCCGGUCUCUACCGUCUCAGUCCCGGUCCCACUCUGACUCCGGCGGCACUUGCUCCCAAGAAACAGAACGAUUCGGAAUGA